This is a messenger RNA of Beta vulgaris subsp. vulgaris (sugar beet), 1983 nucleotides long. RefSeq lists its product as uncharacterized. Bases 149 to 1519 code for a protein of 456 amino acids. Lineage: Eukaryota; Viridiplantae; Streptophyta; Magnoliopsida; Caryophyllales; Amaranthaceae. The transcript has 14 exons. The record is from RefSeq and is a predicted model, not a curated record. Gene Ontology annotation, molecular function: protein binding.
AGCUGAAGCUGAAGCCCUCAAAAAAAAAAGUAGCAAGCUGAAGAGUACUCUACCCACGUCAAAAUUCCCUCUUCAAACUCAAAAAUCUUCUUUUUCCCUCUUCUCAUCAUACCGCUCUACUCAGCUAUGGUUUACAUCUUCUUCAUCAAUGGCUGCCGAUGGUACUGUUGCACUCGCAGUGAGGCAGAAGGUGCAAGAUUUUCUAAAUGCUGCCAUUACUGGAAAUCUGGAUUACUUGAAGAAAAUGGCGGAACAAUUGGAUGACGGGGAAGGGUUAUCGAAGACAGUGAGCAGUGUUAAGGAUGCCAAUGAUCGAACCGCCCUUCAUUUCGCGGCCCGAGAAGGGCAAACUGAAGUUUGCAAGUACUUGUUGGAGGAAAUGAAGCAUGAUGUUAAUGUGAAAGAUGCUGAUGGAGAGACUCCUUUGAUUCAUGCUGCCAGACAAGGACAUACUACUACUGUCAGUUAUCUUCUUGAGCAUGGUGCAGAUCCUGCAAUUUCUAGUGAUUUAGGGGCUACAGCUUUACAUCAUGCUGCUGGAGUAGGAAAUAUUGAAUUGAUAAAGUUACUACUUUCAAAGGGUGCUGCUAUUGAUUCGCAAAGUGAUUCUGGCACUCCUUUGAUUUGGGCUGCUGGGCAUGUACAGGAAAAUGCUGUAGAGGUUCUGUUAGAGAACCAUGCUAAUCCAAAUUGUAAAACUGAUGAAGGUAUAACGCCCUUGUUGUCAGCUGUGGCGGCUGGUGCACUGGCAUGCCUAGAACAAUUAAUUCAGGCAGGUGCAAAUGUCAAUAUCUUUGCAGGUGGCACAACGCCAUUACAUAUUGCUGCCGAUAAUGGCAGUACAGAUCUUGUCAAUUGCUUGUUGAAAGCUGGGGCUGAUCCAAAUGCUACAGAUGAGGAUGGCCAGAAGGCAGUAGAGGUUGCUGCUACAAGAGGGAAUAGAGGUGCAGUUGAGAUACUACUUCCCUUGACCACACCAGUUCCAUCUGUUCCUGACUGGACUAUUGAUGGAAUAAUCCAAUAUAUGCAGUCUGAAACUCAAAAACAAGAGGAGCUCGCGAGAAACAUAAAAGAAGUUAACCUUACAGACUUACCAAGACAAGAUCUGCCGGAGGUGACACCUGAGGCAAAGCAGAAAGCUGCAGAAGCAAAGUCAAGAGGACAUGAUGCUUUCAAGAGGAAAGAUUAUGCAUUAGCUAUAGAUGCAUACACUCAGGCUAUUGAUCUAGACCCUACUGAUGCAACAUUGUUCUCUAAUAGAAGUCUCUGUUGGAUUUAUCUGGGUCAAGCUGAGCAAGCGCUUUCCGACGCUAAGACUUGCAGAUCACUAAGACCAAACUGGGCCAAGGCUUGCUACCGUGAGGGUGCAGCACUACGUCUGUUGCUGAGGUUUGAGGAAGCAGCCAAUGCAUUUUACGAUGGUGUGCAGCUUGACCCCGAAAAUAGGGAGCUAGUUACUGCUUUUAGGGAGGCAAUUGAGGCUGGCAGGAAAUUUCACGCAAAAGAUCAAGCAAAAUAAGAGGGCAUUUCAGCAUCCUGAACAAGGAAAUAGUUUGAGAGAGUUUACAGAUGGAGUUUUGUGUAGCUACCACCAUUUUGCUCAUAGGGAGAGAAACUUUGUCAAAGAUUCAAUAUUUUUCUAUAUAUGUGCAAUAGUUUCUCUUGUUCAGCUUCUCCCAUCCUGAUCUGUUCUAUAAGCUUUUUUGCAUUUCUUUCUUCUUUUUGGCUGAAUUUUGCAUAUUUAGGAAAAUGGUUUGGAGCUCAUUGAAGACACGGAUUUUUCAAUUGAAAAGUUCAUUAGUAAUGUGAGUGAUCACCAAAAACCAAGAUUCUUUCCAAGGCUGUAGGAGCAAUGUAGUAAUACACUGUCAACUAGAAUUGCCUAGGAAUUUCGAAGCAAUGAACAAUGAACAUUCAGCCUUUGGAAUAUUAUUUCCUAUUAUAAUUAUAUUUGUCUAUAGUGGCAAAGCCUGAUUUCAUUUA